This is a messenger RNA of Stylophora pistillata, 2842 nucleotides long. Its product is annotated as tachykinin-like peptides receptor 86C. Gene Ontology annotation, cellular component: plasma membrane. Gene Ontology annotation, molecular function: G protein-coupled receptor activity. The record is from RefSeq and is a predicted model, not a curated record. Lineage: Eukaryota; Metazoa; Cnidaria; Anthozoa; Scleractinia; Pocilloporidae. Gene Ontology annotation, biological process: G protein-coupled receptor signaling pathway.
AGCUGAUUUUACAUGAUUGCCCGUUGUGGGAAUCCGAUAUGUUGGAUACCUUCUUCAGAUUUCGUUUAAAUUGGUCGACAGAUCCGACAACUUUUGAGCCAUUAAGCAAGUUAUUCUAUAACGUGGCCCCGCUAUAGGAGAAGCUACGCUUUCAAUAAUUGGUUCUCGGUUUCGGCAAUCGCUUUUGAAGACCAUUCUCCAUCACUGAGAAAUAUUGAUUCAAGGCCUUCUUGAGAGGGAAACUAGGUGAAAUGAGUUUUCAUGAUCAAGAUUAAACAAACAAGAAAAGAAAGAAAACGAACAAUGCAUCUUGUAACCUUUCACACCAACAAAGACAUGAACUCUCCCUAUUUUUAAGCUGGCUUCAGCUAAUUCAUGGUAACUUCAUGCAAAACAUGCCCUAAUGCUUAACAGAGCAUUAAGCCAUAUGUUGAUUCCUUUCUGAUUUUAUGCCAGCGCCUAAUUGUGGUAAGCAUCCAGAUUUUUGUAAUUUUGACAAUGGUAAUCUGGACCUCAGUUUUUUGUUCCAGCAGACCCCAUAUCCAAGGAAUGUAACGCUGCCUCAGACAACAGAGACGACCUCAGUUCAGUUUUUUGUAGCUGAACUAAUCCCGUCAACCAAGUAAUCACAUGUUUUAUGCUGGCUACUUCAAAUAGUUUGAACUGAAAAGCUGCAGAUCCAGCAAUGUCCUCGCCGCCAGAAAACGGCACCACAGCACAGCCUCCAUUCUUGUACCCAUCAAGUAUUAAACUCAUCUUCGCCAUCUUAUACACUGCAAUCAUUUCAUUGGCCUUAGUCGGAAACACUUUGGUGAUCUACAUUCUGUACAAGAAACCAGAAACCAGAAAAUUAACAAGCUUCAUGUACGUAAACCUCGCUGUAGCCGACCUGCUCGUAACAGCUGUUGUGAUGCCUCAGUCGUUGGAACUUAUCAUUUUGGACCAACUGUGGAUAGAUGGAGCAUUUGGUGAGUUCCUUGCCAAGUUUAUCAUGUUUGUUUUCUUCGUGGCCAUCACGGCGUCCGUCUUCUCUCUAACAGCCAUGGCUUUUGACUUCUUCUUCGGGAUUGCCUUCCCCAUGCAAAAGUUCCCUCGCUUUAGGAACAAAAAGAUACUAAUUCCCACAAUUUGGAUUACCUCAAUGUGUCUGAUGACUCCAUGGCUGGUCAUAAUCAAAGUAAAGAACUCCAGGAUAGUGUACAAGUUUUCACAGUUUGGCGGGAUUCAAGCGGCUUUAAGAGGCGAAUAUCUUUACAUCAUAGUCGCUAUCUACUUGUUCCCCUUAGUAACAAUGUGUAUUCUCUAUGGACACGUUUGUCGCACACUUUACAAACACAAACUUCCGGGCAUUGCCAUCAACAAUCGUGCAACAACUCGGGCCAACGCUACCAAGCGUCAAGUGAUUCAUAUGUCAAUUGCUGUCGUUGUUGCCUUUGCACUUUGCUGGCUUCCAGCGCAUGCGUAUCAUAUGAUUCUGGCCAUUAACUUCAGAGUGCGUCAAUCGCUACCGUAUCAUUUUAUGCUGUUUUGCUAUUGGUGUGGACAUGCAAAUAGCGCUGUCAACCCCUGGCUACUGAUGUACUUCAAGAAGAAAUUCCGUACUGCGUUUAGGAAAAUGAUAACUUAUCCAUUACCGAAAAUCUCAUUUGCUAGCAAGAAUAUAGAGAACGCAGGAAGUAUAACGAACCUGCCUAUCAGAGGCCCGAUUGUCCAAGGAACAGAACAUCACCAAUCUGCAAGUUCUGUGUAAAGAUUAUCGUUAACUAAGCGCUACUCUUCCCGGGUUUUUACAUUCAUGUUGUAAAAUUUUGCAAAAUUGUAGAUGUUUUUCUACAACUUCUUAACAUCAUAAAAUAGUUUUUUAAAAAAGCACGUUCUUCGCCAUUGUUUUAGGCUGGUUCUUUCUGUUUGUUUAUUUAUUUUAGCUAGUGCGCAAGUAAGCUCAUCACAAGUCAAUCUAUCCCUUCAAGUCCAAGUUACGAUAUUAAGUUGGUGGAACCAUUAUAUAGUAUCAUGAUUUCUAGCACUUCGAGCAAAAAGAAACCAAUUAAGGAGUUAGACUGCUGCAACUGACUACAUUGUAUGCAUUGGUAGCGAUGGUUCAGAAAGGAUGCAAGGUAGUUUACGUGUAGUCUCACCUUCCCCCGUGGGUGGCCCUUCAAGCUAGAUGCAAGGUCAUCAGGCCCGAGAGAGACUGGGUAGAAUCGAGUGACCAGAUUGCGUCCUUUAGGACAAAUUUCACUACAACUAGGCCUCUCACCAGUUCACGUCAGAAUCGCCAGUUUGACGCCCAGGUGUAGACUGGUACAUAGGGUAAGCACUGAGACCAAAACAAAUUCAUGCGUAAACUACACGGUAAAGAUACAACAGAUGUUUAAUGUAAACAAGUCUUGAGUGGAUUUUCUGCAAAUAAUUUAUUUGUGGGAUAAGGGUUGCUCUUCAUGUCUCUUCAAGUAACUCCAUACUGCUAACCUGUUCAUAGGCCCUGUUGAUGAUAAAAUCUAAACAUAUUCCUGGAUAGAUUUUCUCACUACUCAAACACAAGAGCCUGUUCGUAAGCUUAACAUAGGACGGCAAGAGGUCUUACAGGGUCAGCAGACCGGGUUUUACUGAAUCCCCCGCCUAUAUAUAUUUUUUAUGAAGAUGCGGAAGGCUUGUGGACAACAUUUGUUGUCAGAGAUUGUUAAACGUCAAUUGAUCUCCGGUUAAUUUGAGAAAGGUGACAGGAUUUCAACAAUAGAACAUUAGGAUCGUACCAUAUUUUUAAAAGAGAGUAGAGCAGUGUGUAAGAGAGAGGGGGAGAGAGAAGUUCAUCAUAAUAAAACAAAUCGAAGUUUUGGAA